This is a messenger RNA of Rotaria sp. Silwood1, 615 nucleotides long. The record is from the annotation of a GenBank genome assembly. NCBI's taxonomy places the organism in Eukaryota, Metazoa, Rotifera, Eurotatoria, Philodinida, Philodinidae.
AUGUUAAUACAUUGGUUAAUUUUAUUAAUUAAUUUUCUAUUUAUUAUUAUAAAUGCUGAUAUUAACAAAAUUAAAUAUUCAUCUAUACAUAAGGCUAUCAUUGAACAUGGAUCAUAUGAUAUUUUUACUAAUGAUUCACUUAAUCAAUCUUGGAAAGGAACAACUCAAAAAAUUUUAAUUCGAGUAACUCGUCAGAAUGAAAAAUCAAUAGUAAAUGAUCGACAUCGUCGUGAAUCAGUUGAUACUGAAGAAAUUUGGGGCAUGGCUAAAAAGGUUGCUAUAACAGUAUUCGUUAUUGUAUCUUUAUGUAUUGUUUGCUGUAUUGUUACAACAAUAUGUAUUUGUAUUAAAUGUUGUUGUGGUGGUAGUGGUAAUAAUAAACGAAUGAGAAAUCAAGGUUUUAUUACUACACCACAACCAAUUGUUAUUCAUACAGGUUCAUCAAAUUAUCCAUCACCAUAUAAUUAUCAACAAGCAGUAGGAUCAUCAUCAUUACAAACAUGGACAUCUGAAAAUCAUCCAAUGUUACCUCAACCAAGUGCACCACCACAACCUAUAGAUGAUUAUCUUACGGAACGUCCACCACCUUAUGAAAAAAUUUGUACAAGUAGAUAA